AUGACGAGCUUGAGAGGUUUAAGGCCAAGGCAAACGUCUACGGCUGCUGUUCUCGCUCAUACUCCCUUGAAAGAGACACGACGCACAAAUGUCCUUGGUCGCCGAUCACUUUCACGAACAGCCAAAGUCCUCGCUGAAGUCGAUGGAUAUACUGAUCAGCUCUUCUCUCCACCAAAACGUCACAUACUGAGAGAGGAAAAUGGAGCAGAAACUCCUGCUACAAAGAUCUCAAAGAAAAUGUCGGCAAAAUUGGUGAUUCGAUCCCCGGAAUCUCUGGAAAUUGCGAAUGAUGAGAACGUCCCCCCUGCGGGAGACACUGUCGGUCGGCGACUUCCAAGAGAUGUCAGAGGAGCCAAAAAAGCUUCGUCACCAUCGUGUAAUAGGACUCCACUGCGAAUGAAAAUAAAGAAGUUCGACGAUGUGGCGAAGAUAUGCGAAAGUUCUGUCAGAUAUCCAUCGUCAACAGCCCAUUUGUCUCACAGCAGACAGGUUGCGUCUGACGCUUGUUUAAUGCCCAACAUAGGAUUCGUUAAGGAAACCCAUUUACCAUCUUAUGUCAGCCCAAACAACCCUGUAAUCAGUUUGAACAACUGA
This is a messenger RNA of Cooperia oncophora, 594 nucleotides long. The record is from the annotation of a GenBank genome assembly. Lineage: Eukaryota; Metazoa; Nematoda; Chromadorea; Rhabditida; Trichostrongylidae.